AACUUACCUCUUUCCUACUUGAAAAAGACACUUUCCAUCUCAAAAGUACAUUAGUGCAUCUAGCAGCUGCGAUGGAACUUGGGAAUUCAAAUGAGCUCUAUCUUAUGGCAUGCAAUUUAGUGAAGGACUAUCCUCAAAAGGCUUUGUCAUGGUUUUCUGUUGGCUGUUACUACUAUUGUAUAAAAAAGUAUGAUCAGUCACGCCGUUAUUUCAGUAAGGCUACCAAUGUCGAUGGAAACUUUCCACCUGCAUGGAUAGGAUAUGGGAAUGCUUAUUCUGCUCAAGAUGAGGGAGAUCAAGCUAUGUCAAUUUAUCGCACUGCUGCUCGUUUGUUUCCAGGGUGUCAUUUACCAACUUUGUACAUUGGAAUGGAGUACAUGCGAACCCACAACUACAAACUUGCUGAGCAGGUGACUUAGUGUUCUGUAAAGUAAAGUGUUUAUUUGAAUACUGUCUUUUGUGAUCUUGACUUUGGUACGAGUGUGAAUCAAUCCGCGUCUAUUCGUCUAUGUGAUCGUAUAAGGGAAGCGCUGACUAGUCAGCGCAAGCACCUAUAAAUAUAAAUGACCGAAAUGGUAUCUCUUAGCCUGAAAUAAAAACCAAAUAUUACAGCAUAUACGUGUCAUAAGUUGGUUUUGGAUGAAGUACUGUUAUACCUUUUAUAAUACCUAGAUUCUUUGUUCAUAGGGUACUCUUAAUGAUGGAAGAGUAAUUGCCGUGAAGCAAUUGUCUGCAGCAUCCUGGCAAGGAAAAAAUGAGUUUCUCCCUUGUUGUGUGUUCUUGCAGGCAACGUAUUAAGCUCCCCCCUUCUUGAUUUUAUGUCAUGCUUGAUUGUAUUAUUUGGUACUAAUUCACUUUAUUCUUUGAGCCCAUUUUUGCUGCAGUACAGUGACUAAGAAGAAGUUGAGGCUGAGAAUUUGGAACCUGCUAAGUACAUUAUGUAUUCAAAUGGUUUUUGAUUUGGUCGACCCACAAAUAGAAGUCCUGAAACACUGCCAAGUGUUAAAUAAGGUAUUUUGUAGUUGAUUAGGUGUUUUGUGAAAAUUACUUUGGGAUAUUGCUAGAAGCCUAGAACAUGGAAAUUACUGACAUUAUCUGUAUAGAUGUUUUCAUACUUAGGAGAUUCAUUUAUCUGUUAGUGUAUCUAGCUAUGUUGUUCCAUAUAUGAUUACUUACGAAUUCAAAAUGAAUAGAGGAAAAUUCUUACAAAUAAG
Rosa chinensis is the source of this 1214-nucleotide messenger RNA. Its product is annotated as anaphase-promoting complex subunit 6. The transcript has 5 exons. Gene Ontology annotation, biological process: cell division. Gene Ontology annotation, molecular function: protein binding. The record is from RefSeq and is a predicted model, not a curated record. NCBI's taxonomy places the organism in Eukaryota, Viridiplantae, Streptophyta, Magnoliopsida, Rosales, Rosaceae. Bases 72 to 419 code for a protein of 115 amino acids.